AUGGCCCCCACUGGAAAUCAUGCUUUAAUUUAUGGCGCAUCUGGCAUUUCAGGAUGGGCUAUCGUGAAUUCAAUUCUGAAUGGCUACCCCUCCAAGGAUACCUUCUCCAAAGUUUCGGCGCUGGUGAACAGGCCUCUGACGAGGGAAAUGGCACUAUGGCCUGAUGACCCAAGGCUACAGGUCGUCUCAGGAAUUGACCUUCUUAAAGGAACCCAGGAGGAGCUGGACAAGGCGAUUAAGGAGAAGGUAAAAGACAUUGAUACUGUCACGCAGGUGUACUUUUAUUCCUACAAACAAAAUGAUGACAACGACCAAGAAUGUCAAACCAAUGAAGCUAUGCUGGAACGGGCUAUCACCGCGAUCGAGCACCUCUCUUCAAAACUCUCAUAUGUAGUGCUCCCAUCCGGAACUAAGAUUUACGGCUGCCAGAUGCUCGACAAAUUCCCCUUCUCGAACGACCUGCCUUUGAAAGAAACCCUUCCUCCGAUCCCCGAACCUUUCCUCUCAAAGCUCUUCUACUACAACCAAAUCGACUGUUUAAAGCGUAUUUCGAAAGGAAAGAGUUGGAACUGGUGUGAGGUCCGACCAGACAAUAUCAUUGGAUUUGUUCCGAACAAUAACGCAUACUGCCUCGCGCAAACUCUCGCCCUGUACCUCUCGCUUUACAAAACUGUUGAAGGCCAUGGAGCAAGGUGUCCGUUUCCUGGAAACGCGAAGUCGUGGGUUAACAAGUACAAUGAAUCCCCUCAAGAUAUGGUUGCAAACUUCUCAAUCUUCGCGUCGCUCCACCCAGAAAAGACAGCAUCGCAAAGCUUCAACGUUGGCGGGCAGGAAGAUACUUGGAGCAGGAAGUGGCCAGUUAUUUGCGACUACUUUGGUUUGAAGGGAACCGGUCCGGAGGAGAACUCACCGCAGCCAGGUGCAUAUAUCGCAGCGCAUAGAGAGGAAUGGGAUGAGCUUGAGAAAAAGCAGAAUUUGAAGAAGGGUAGUGUGGACAGCGAUAUAACCCACCCAGGGUUCCAGUACUACAUCAUGACGCUAUUUGACUUCGACCGACAGAUGAGCAUGGAGGCCUCGCAUAAGGCUGGCUACACUGAGGAGAUACGCACACCAGAGACUUGGAAGAUUGCGUUCGAUCGCAUGAGGAAAGCCAAGGUUAUUCCAUGA
This is a messenger RNA of Lindgomyces ingoldianus, 1167 nucleotides long. RefSeq lists its product as uncharacterized. The transcript has 3 exons. NCBI's taxonomy places the organism in Eukaryota, Fungi, Ascomycota, Dothideomycetes, Pleosporales, Lindgomycetaceae. Bases 1 to 1167 code for a protein of 388 amino acids. The record is from RefSeq and is a predicted model, not a curated record.